This is a messenger RNA of Coturnix japonica (Japanese quail), 2412 nucleotides long. It is a transcript of the gene PHOSPHO1, whose product is annotated as phosphoethanolamine/phosphocholine phosphatase 1. The record is from RefSeq and is a predicted model, not a curated record. Gene Ontology annotation, biological process: bone mineralization involved in bone maturation. Gene Ontology annotation, molecular function: phosphatase activity. NCBI's taxonomy places the organism in Eukaryota, Metazoa, Chordata, Aves, Galliformes, Phasianidae.
UUGUCCCGUGGCGCGGAGCCGGGGCUUCGUUUGCGUCGCCUUAAAGGGGCCGCGCUCGCUGCAACCCCGGCAGCGGCGCCGGCCCCGCGCCGCUCUGCGGGAUGAACCGAGCGGUCCCGGGAGGUUCCGACCCGUUCCAACCUUCAGGCUUUGAAUGAUGUUAGGAAACACGGCCGCUCUCAUUUCAUUUUGGAAGGACUCCUUUUCUUUUGCAGAAGGUGGAAGGACACUCUCCCAGGAAGCAGCUGCCCGUGAGGAGCCCAACACAGAAAACCCUAAACAGGACCUUCAGUAAAGUGGUGCUUGGAGAGUGAUGGUCUUAAAAUGAAAAGGUGCUGUGAGGGUGUUGGGCUGCCAUGCCUGUUUAAGGGUGUUGGUAUGGCCAGCUCCCGGCCUCCCAAGUACCUCCUGGUCUUUGAUUUUGAUGAGACCAUCAUCAAUGAGAACAGUGAUGACUCCAUCGUGCGGGCAGCACCAGGGCAGGCAUUGCCUGAGCACAUCCGACAGAGCUUCCGUGAAGGCUUCUACAAUGAGUACAUGCAACGUGUCCUGGCCUACAUGGGGGACCAGGGCGUCAAGAUGGGGGACUUCAAGGCCGUCUAUGAGAACAUUCCCCUGUCUCCAGGCAUGUCUGACCUCUUCCAGUUCCUCUCCAAGAACCACGAGCUCUUUGAGAUCAUCCUCAUCUCCGACGCCAACAUGUUUGGUAUUGAAAGCAAACUGAGGGCGGCCGGUUUUUACUCCCUCUUCCGUAAAAUCUUCAGCAACCCAUCCAGCUUUGACAAGAGGGGUUACUUCACCUUGGGGCCCUACCACAGCCACAAGUGCCUUGACUGCCCAGCCAAUAUGUGCAAGCGCAAAAUCCUAACGGAGUACCUGGCCGAGAGGGCGCAGGAAGAGGUGGAGUUCGAGAGGGUAUUUUAUGUUGGGGAUGGUGCCAAUGACUUCUGCCCUUCAGUGACUUUGACUUCAGCUGACGUUGCUUUCCCCCGGAAGGGUUACCCCAUGCACCAGAUGACCCAGGAGAUGGAGAAGAAGCAGCCUGGAACCUUCCAAGCCACCGUUGUUCCCUGGGAGUCAGCUACUGAGGUCGCCCGCUAUCUGCAGGAGCUCCUCAAGAAGAAGUGCUGAGGAUGGAUGGCUCCAAAGAGGCUUGUUUAUGAUAAGCAGCUGGGAAGGGAGAAGGCUGGGAGGUCACGUCCUGCACCCCAUGUUUAUUUGGCACUGCUCACUUGGACUUUGAUUCCUGGACUGCUUUCCUGCCUUCUAAGCUCUCUCCCCAGUGAUUGAAGCACUUUCUCUCCCCCCACAUCCCUUUCUCUUCCCUCUGCCACACUGAGAUGAAGUCCUCUCUAUGCAGCUUAGAUGGCUUCUCUGCUGUUGGUGGUUGGCAACACUAAUGGUAUGGGUUGUUUUUUUCCUUUAUGACUUCUCAAGAGCAGUUCUUUAAUAUCCAGAAGCCAGUUCUCCUGCAGGCUGAGCCCUGCACGUGCUUCCUCUUGACCCAAUUCACCUGCCCAUCUCCACUCUCCAUGCAGGAGCUGCAUGCUGUUGCCUUCAACCCAAUGCUCCAAGGGCUCCUUGCCUCUCCAGGAAGCCACAAGAAAUUCAAUCUGGGCAGUUUAUGUUGCCCAGGUUCCCCAGCUCACCAUGCACCCCAUUCCUUGCUCAGCAGAUGAGCCUCACAAAGGAGUUUAUCAUCCCUUCAGACUUUAUUUUCUGAACAAAAACAACAACAAAAAAGUCAUGAGAAAUCAAGGAAACCUUUUGGAAGGUUGGUACACCUUGAAGUAAUACAAAGCAACAUCCUUUAGCUCCCAUUGCCCUCACCCCAUUUUAUUUUGGGGGGGAGGCUGAAUGGCCACAUCCUGCUUGAGGAAGAAGACCUGAUUUCACCUUCCUUUUCCUCCCCCAUUGCUUCCCCUCUUGGGGCAGCAGCCCCCCAAUUCAUCCCCAGUGCAGACUGUUCAUAUCUUUGCUGGGUUGCAUUGACUGCCCUGUGACUGCCUGCCCUGGUUCAGAGGUGCUGAAAUUCCACCCCCCCCCCCAGCUGCAGAUAGAGGUACUAUAGCACUUCUGGUAUCAGCUCCCCAGAGGCCAAACCCUCUCACCCCACCACAGUGUUAACUGCCCAUUCUAAUUGCACUCUAUAGAGGGGGGCUUGCAGUAUUUUGCUCUCUGGUGUUGGCUCUUCCUGGAUUUAUCCACAGCCUUAAAUGACCCCUGAGAGUGGCUUGUAACUACUCCAAAGCAUAGGAACCCUGGUAACAAAUCAGAGCAGUAAGGAAAUAACCAAAGUAGCCCUGAGAUGAUCCUCCUUUAUUUCAUUUUUUUCCUUCGUUCUUCCUCUUCUGGACACUGUUUAACUGUGUGGAACUUAAAGCCAUGGAAUUAAAUAUAUAUAUAUACAUA